GUAAGUGAAGUAAUAUACCCCAAACAGCAUAUACUAUACAUGAAAGUGCAAUUUGUAUUUUUUUGUGUGUGUGAAAGAUUAAUAAUUAUUUAUGUUACAAAACUAGAAACAAACAAUGUAGGCACAGUUGUAAGAUCUGUGUUAAUUCUUUUGUGUGCUAUUUGUUUUUUAAAGAGGAAAUAGCUUUUGCCUUAACUAAAUCUGCCCCCUUGUGCCUCACAACACACACAGAAAUUCGGUAUUGCACAUCUUGGAAUGUCUUAAUGCUUACGCCAAGCCUUUACUUCAAAUGUUAACUAUGAAAUAGUUUUCCACCCAGCAGUAACCAGGGUAGCCCAUGUAAUUGUGUUGAGUCCUCAAGUAUACACUUGACUAAGACUAGUAUGAAAGUGAUUUGUUUUGAACCUAAAAGCUAUUGAUGGUUAAAUACUGGUGGGUUUUUAAUUGGUUAAACCUGUAGUUUAUCUCUGUGACCAGAGCCACUUACUGUUUUGUGGCAUUAAACUCCAUUUGUUCUAUUGCAGCACCUUUUGUCAUGAAUCCUUACUUGAAGAAUAAAAACAUACAUGCUGGGACUUUCUUUUUUCCCAGCGGUUCUUCAGUUCUUUGGGUUCCUGUUUCUUCCAGAAAGUCCUCGUUGGCUAAUCCAAAAAGGCAAGACACAAAAAGCUCGACGGGUUCUCAGUCGGAUCCGUGGCAAUCAAAACAUUGAUGAGGAGUAUGACAGCAUCAAAACCGGCAUUGAGGAUGAGGAGAAAGAGUCUGGAGGAGAUGGUCCAGUCAUCUGGAGGAUGCUGACCUAUCCUCCAACUCGGAGAGCUCUCAUCGUGGGCUGUGGAUUGCAGAUGUUUCAGCAGCUGUCUGGCGUCAACACAGUCAUGUACUACAGUGCUACCAUCCUGCAGAUGUCAGGGGUUAAAGAUGAUAAAAUGGCAAUCUGGCUAGCAGCAGUGACAGCCUUCACAAACUUCACUUUCACUCUGCUUGGUGUUUGGUUGGUGGAAAAAGUGGGCCGCAGAAAGCUGUCCCUUGGCAGUAUAGCAGGUACAGCUCUGAGCCUGUUUGUUCUGGCCGUUGGGUUUUUGGUGUCUGCCCAACGCUCUCCACCCAUCACCCUCCAUCCAGCAGACCCCUCAACUCUCAAUAACACCUGUACAAUAUAUGGAUUCUGCAAUGACUGUAUGCUGAAUCCAAACUGUGGGUUCUGUUACCGGCUGAAUGGUUCCUCUGUAGUUGACUCUUCCUGUGAUCAAGUCAAUAAGGCAUCUACAGGAGAAGCCGCCUGGGGCAGGUGUUCAAAUCAAACAGCUAUGGCAGAUGGAACAUUUUGGGCUUACAAUUACUGUCCCACUUCCUACUCCUGGACUGUACUUGUGGGUCUUAUUAUGUACCUUAUAUUUUUUGCACCAGGAAUGGGAACUAUGCCUUGGACAAUUAAUUCUGAGAUAUACCCACUUUGGGCCAGAAGUACAGGGAAUGCCUGUUCAGCAGGCGUGAACUGGGUGUUCAAUGUUCUGGUUUCGCUGACAUUCCUCCAUGUGACCGAAUACCUGACCUAUUAUGGUGCUUUCUUCCUUUACUCAGGACUUGCAGCCAUGGGGUUCCUUUUCAUCUAUGGAUGCCUUCCAGAGACGAAAGGAAAGAAACUGGAGGAAAUUGAAUCAUUAUUUGAAAAUCAGCUUUGUACAUGUGGUGUUUCAGAUUCUGAUGAAGGGAGACACGUGGAAUAUAUUCGGGUGAAAGGAAGCAAUUACCAUCUUUCUGACAACGAUGCCUCUGAUGUAGAAUAAUUUAUGCUGCAGCUUAGUCAUUUAGUAAUUUAAUGGCCUUCUGGGGAUGAGCAGUUACUGGUGACCUCUGUACCCUGCUUCUGGUCUGUUUCUGAAUUGUGUUAUCUUCAUUAAUAUUCUGGUUUGCUCUUGUAUUUGAUGGAAAAAUAUGUUCAUUAAAUCAUUCAACCUAUUCUUCAGCUAAGAAACACAAAUGAUUUAUAUCCUCAAUUACUGUUAACGGAACAUUCUCUUGUGCAAUCAUUAAACAUUACAAAUAAUAUCUGGAAAUUAAUAGCGGUCCUUGUUUUUAAUUCCUUCAUCCUCUUACAAUUUUCAAACAACGAGAAAAUAUGGAUGUGGAACUAGAAAUACUGCAGUUUCAGAAAAAUGUGAUCAUGAAAGUUCUAAUACCUGCCAUACUUUAUACAUUUUCAUAUUUGCAGUUGUAAUAUUUUUUAAAAUGGCACCUUACCAAAAGGAUAUGAAACACAAGGAAAGUUAUUCUAUAGGCCAGAAGCAGACUUUUUCUACAGAACACAUUUCUGUUUAAACGUUUUUUUUAAAUUGCAGAUAAAACAUUUACAGUUUACAGUUGUUGCAUAUGAAAUUGCAUACUAACACUAACUUUUUUUAAGCAAAAGGGUAGUUAUAUGGUUUUGUGGAAAUGUUUUUUUUCUGUCUUCCUCGUAGCCUUGUGUACACAACAUAUCUAUCCUCCAAGUGGCAGUUGAUAUAUUUGUUUUAAAUGUUAAAAGUACUUUGAAAAUGUUGUUUUUAAAAUAAUUACAUGCAAAUGCUGCAUUAGCUGGUACAGUACUGUAACCACCUUAAUAGUCAAUUAUUCAUAUAUUGAAGUGUCAAGAUAUGUUUUUAAGUUAUAUAAGUUAUGUGCAUUGUUUGUGACCUAAAGAAAACAACUGCUAAUAAUAUCAAUGGUAUGUACGAUGGUGAACAUUUUUUCUUCAACAGAACUUCUAUUUAAAGAUUGCUGUGCUGUUUUGUGCCAAAAUAUCUGUAGGUGUUUACCCAAAGUCUGAUGUAAUACACAUUCUGUCAGGGUUUCUUUUUUAUUUCUAUAGUUCACUGUAGGAAUUGGACACUUGUCCAAUUACAAUAUUAUUUAUUGAUAUUAAAAUGUGUGUUUAAUUUAUUUUUAAAGUUAGUGUAG
This is a messenger RNA of Polyodon spathula (Mississippi paddlefish), 2940 nucleotides long. Its product is annotated as proton myo-inositol cotransporter-like. Gene Ontology annotation, cellular component: membrane. The transcript is spliced from 9 exons. Gene Ontology annotation, biological process: transmembrane transport. Bases 567 to 1790 code for a protein of 407 amino acids. NCBI's taxonomy places the organism in Eukaryota, Metazoa, Chordata, Actinopteri, Acipenseriformes, Polyodontidae. The record is from RefSeq and is a predicted model, not a curated record. Gene Ontology annotation, molecular function: myo-inositol:proton symporter activity.